AUGAGCAGAGCUGCGUCCUUUGGAGCCAGAGACAUCAGGUCUCAGGCUGCCCUUGCUCUGCACCACGUGCUCACUGUGGUGGGCCCCAUGCCAGGGCAGUGGCUGCAGCAGCUGGCAGUGCUAGUCCUGAUUCUGGUGCUAGCCUGGGGGGCUGGUCCACUAUGGCAGGAGGAUCAGCCCAUCUAUUUGGCAGUGAAGGGAGUGGGGCUUGAUGUCACCUCUGGAAAGGGGUUUUAUGGACAAAGAGCCCCCUACAAUGCCUUGACCAAGAAGGACUCCACUAGAGGGGUAGCCAAGAUGUCCUUGGAUCAUGUAGACCUCACCUGUGACACCACAGGUCUCAUAGCCAAGAAGUUGUAGUCCGUGGAUGAUGUCUUCACCAGCGUGUACAAAGCCAAAUACCCCAUUGUCAGCUACAGGGCUCAGACAAUUCUCAAUGAGUUUGGCAGCCCCAGCCUGGACUUCAAGGCUGAAGACCAGCUGCUUUUUGACAAGAAGGAAGGGUUCUGAGGUUUCAUCUGCAGGAGCAGGUUCUUGGGAUUGUGAGGUAGGAAGACACUCCAGCACUAAAUCUCCUGCAAAACAGGCUGCCUAAAGCUUCCGACUUACCCAGGUUUGAAUAAAACAGAUGCUUAAUCUGGAAAAAAAAAAAAGAGAUAAAGCCUAUUUAUCAACCUCUUGAAUAUAGUGGGGCCCUGUGACAUCUUUGGCCAAUAGAAUGUGAUAGUAGUGACUGUGCUAGUUCUAGACAUAGCCCUUUAUUGGUCUGGUAGCUUUCACCUCCUACCUCUUGUAAGAAGUGUGAUUAUCCUGAGACAACCAUGGUAUGAGAAAGCUAGGCCAUGUGAAGCAGCUGCAAAGGAUGAGAUCCCGUAUGUGAGUGGAGAAUCCAUCUGGGAAGUAGAUCCUUCAGGCCCAGCCACUAUCAUGUGGAACAAAACUACCUAGCUAUACCCUUUCCAGAUGCCUGACCCACAAAAUCAUAAACAAAAUAAAUGGUUGUGUUAUGUCAUUAAGCUCUAGGGUAGUUUGUUACUCAACAAUAUGUAAACUAGACCAACCCCCUUUACCUAUACACACAUACCAUCCUGUUAAGAAUCACUGAUGAAGCUGGCCAGGUGCAGUGGCUCAGGCCUGUAAUCCUAGCACUUUGGGAGGCUGAGGAGGGCAGAUCACCUGAGGUCAGGAGUUUGAGACCAGCGUGGUCAACAUGAUGAAAUCCCAUCUCUACUAAAAAUACAAAUUUAGCUAGGCCUGGUGGCAUGCGCCUAUAAUCCCAGCUACUCUGGAGGCUGAUGCAGGAGAAUCUCUUGAACCUGGGGGAUGGAGGUUGCCAUGAGCUGAGAUCAUGCCACUGCAAUCCAGCGUGGGCAACAGAGCAAGACUCCAUCUAAAAAAAAAAAAAAAAAAAGAAUAGAACCACUGAAGGACCUAUAUUGUCUCCCUGGCCUUAACCCUGUUAAGAACCAGUAACAUCCUAUACUGCUGCCCACCUGGCCUAUAUGGAUUAAACCACCCUCCAUGAGCUGAUACUUCAGAAAUCUUAAUCUUAACUCUUUUCUGAGCUCUACACCAGUUACUUAUGUAGACGUCCUGCUGGUACCUCAAAUGCAACACAUUUGUUGCUAAGCUGAACACAUCAGCUCCCUUUUUAAAAGUCCUGUCCCCUUUUGCAAUUAAUUGUACCAUUGUCUACCAAGUCACCCUUGGAAUAAUUUUUUAUUCCUCUGUUUCACCUGGAGCAGCCAUUAAGUCACAACAUUCUUUUUGUCUUCUUCUUUCUAUCCUUUUUGUCAUUAUCCUAAUAAUGACUUUGUCAUCUCUCAGCUGCAUUACCGCAGUGAUCUCUCUGCCUUUUAUUCUUUAGUCCAUCUUCCACAAAAUGACCAGAGUGAGCUUUCUAAAACAUGAGUAGGUUCACAUUAUUUCCCUCCUUCAAAAGCAGCAAUAGUUCCUGAAUGCUCACCAGGAAAAUCUCACACUUAGUAUGGCAGGCAAUGUCCUCCAUUAUUGAGUGGCAAAGUAACUUCUCUACCUGUCAUCCAUUACCUCCUUAUCACAACAUAACUCUCAGCUACCUGGUCUACUAGCUGCCUUCCCCUGACUCUGGGCUUCUGUACAGACUUUUUCCUCAGUAUGGAAUGCCUUUGCACUCUUUCUCCACAUGUAGAAUUUUUUUGAGUAUCUCAAAACCCAGUUCAAUUUUCAUGUUUUCCUGGAUGUGUUUUCUGAUUGCUCUUUU
Molecule: messenger RNA, 2242 nt
Organism: Symphalangus syndactylus (siamang)
Lineage: Eukaryota; Metazoa; Chordata; Mammalia; Primates; Hylobatidae
Product: neudesin-like
Cellular component (GO): membrane; endomembrane system; endoplasmic reticulum
Source: RefSeq, a predicted model, not a curated record